AUGCACCUGUACAGAGGGUGCGCUUGUUUGAACUGCAGGUAUUUGUCGUCUUCUCCCUCAAAACCCACAUUAAUACCAACUCGAUGCUCCGAUGGGUGUAACUCCUUCAGGAAACGAAAAGUCAAAUGCGAUGGACGACGACCCAUAUGUAAAGCUUGUUUGACUUUUUCUCCAGAAGAAUGCCAAUACGCGGACGGGGCCCUUUCGGAAGAUCAAUCGCUCGAAUCAGAGAUCGAGUCUAUGGAGAACCGUUUGCGUCGACUCCAAAACCCUGGAGAGCUACCAAUGACGUUCAGAGAUAGUAUGUCUUUGCACAGCCCUUAUAGCACAACUUCCAGUACCUCGUCAUUGCGCCGAGGCUUGAAAUUCCGGGAUGCCCCGCCGGCUAUUCGUCGAAAGUGGCUACAUACAUUCAUUAGUCAUGCUCCAGUGUUUGGAUUCUUCCUCGCGAACUCGAAAUUGGAAACCCAACAGCCAAGUCCGCCCCUCUUGAGCGCCGCCUACUUGCUGGGUGCCCUCCUUACUCGCGUUCAAGACACUGCUUCGUAUGAACAAGACCUUCUUGCCACCACCCUUCAUGAAACUGCCCAAGGACUCGCUGGAGCACAUCCUGACCGUUUAUUACAAACCAUCCAAGCAGAAGUGUUAGUAGCUAACUAUUUCUUUCUCUAUGGGAGAGCGCUGGAAGGAAAAUAUCAUGUUACCGCUGCUGUAUCCCUUGUAUUGGGAGCUGGUUUUCAUAAGAUCGGAUCAUCGCAGCAGCAAGCCCUUCCCAGAUUAGGACUCGAUGCACCACUCUCUCUCGAAAGCGUGGCAAAGGAGAUUGAAAACAUCAGAGCCCUUUGGAUGGUCUUGAUCAUGAACCACUGUUGGACUUCAGCCGAUGGGGCCGCUUCUUAUAUUGCCUAUGACCACCCUGAGUCUAGAAUUGACGCGCCCUGGCCGGUGGAUAUCGAAUACCAGCCUUCACAGGUCCUUAGUCUUCGUGGCAGCGACACCAUUGAGAAAUUUUUGAGGGGCAACCCUGACGAUGGAAUUUCAUUGUUGGCAUUGCACGCGAAAGCCGCUAUAUUGUUUGAGCAGGCCUCUUUCCUACAUAGACAAUACCGACCCAACAUGUCUCUGAAAGACGCAACACGCUUUCAAUCUUCAUUCAAUAAUCUCGAUUCUCUUAUACGACGGUUCAUUUCGAAGCUGCCGCCCAUCAUCAGUUCAUCGAGACCGAUAGUCCUCCGGAGACUGAUGUUGAUCAAUACCCUCGCUCGGGUGUCCUUGAUUCAGAUGCAUUACACUUUUUCUGCUCACGAUAUGUCGUCCCGCUCCCUGAUUCUGACUACUGCCGAGAGUAUUGUUUUGGCACUUCGUAACACUGUGUUAGAUGAUUUCCCCUCUAUCGAUCCCAUAAUGGCAACGCUCUGGGGUGCAACUGCAAAGGUUUUCAUCGAGGAGAUUGUCGCUAGCCGUGAUUCAAGUCUACAAUCUGGUUUACACAGACAAAGAUCGCCGCACGAGCUGAUGUCUGCCGUCGAGCUUGUCAUAUCGGUUAUGGCAAGGUUCUCACCUUAUUCUGAGAUGAUGGCAGAUGCUCAUCUUGUUCAAGUACGACAAAAUUAUGCGCGUGCCAAAUGA
Messenger RNA from Marasmius oreades (fairy-ring Marasmius), 1629 nucleotides. RefSeq lists its product as uncharacterized. Gene Ontology annotation, molecular function: zinc ion binding; DNA binding; DNA-binding transcription factor activity, RNA polymerase II-specific. The coding region runs from base 1 to 1629 and encodes 542 amino acids. Lineage: Eukaryota; Fungi; Basidiomycota; Agaricomycetes; Agaricales; Marasmiaceae. The record is from RefSeq and is a predicted model, not a curated record. Gene Ontology annotation, cellular component: nucleus. The transcript has 8 exons. Gene Ontology annotation, biological process: DNA-templated transcription; regulation of DNA-templated transcription.